Schistosoma haematobium is the source of this 2529-nucleotide messenger RNA. RefSeq names its product Breast cancer metastasis-suppressor 1-like protein (gene BRMS1L). The record is from RefSeq and is a predicted model, not a curated record. Gene Ontology annotation, biological process: negative regulation of transcription by RNA polymerase II. NCBI's taxonomy places the organism in Eukaryota, Metazoa, Platyhelminthes, Trematoda, Strigeidida, Schistosomatidae. Bases 310 to 1056 code for a protein of 248 amino acids. The transcript has 5 exons. Gene Ontology annotation, molecular function: histone deacetylase binding. Gene Ontology annotation, cellular component: Sin3-type complex.
GCUCAUUGGAUAAUUUAUUAGGUCUUAAAAAGUUUCUUGACAUAAAAAUUGAAGGCUAUAGUAAACACAUGGUUAAUAUUUGCUCGUGAAAAAUAUAUUGGAUAUUGCAUGUCAUGAGCCGGGUAUUUAAAGCUUUUCUACACACCUUGAUGUUCAGUCACAAGAAUUUCUGGUCAAUGGAUUAUUGUUCAUUGGGACGGUAACAUCAGCUGUAAAACAGCUGUUUCCAUUUUAGCUGUUAUUUUGUGUUCUACACAACUAUCAAUUAACAGUCAUAAAUAAACAUUUUCAAGGUAUUUUUACCUUGUGAUGGCUGAUGAAGGGUUGAAGGAUUCUAAAGCUAAUGAUGGCCAGAUAGAUGACGAUCGUUUAAAUGAAGAAGAUUACCAGGAACCGGAUUGUCGUAGUGAAAACAUAUCUGAAGAUAUCACAGAUACAGAGAUCGAGUGUUUGAAAAAGGAACUGCAAUCUGAGAUUUCAGAGUUGGAGUGGGAAUUCAAACAAGCAAAAGAGUCACUAUACAAUGAACGUAUAAUGCAAGUAGAGAAUAAAUUAAAUCAAGCGAAAAUGGGUACUGCACCUGAAUUUCUUCAUGUUUUAUCCUUGGUUGAAGAAACGUAUAAAAUUCGAUUACAGGUGGCAAAACAUAGAAUGCAAUUCGCUUUGGAAAUAACUAACAAAGAGUUGGAUAACGAGUUACAAAUCAUUCAGUGUGACGUUAAUGAGCGAUUAUUAGCAGCAGAAGAACAAAUUCGAUUAAGUCUUCAAGAGAGUUUAUGUAAACUUCAAUAUGAACGAGCUGCUCACCAAAGAAAAGCUUCUAAAGAUUCAGAAAAAGAAUAUACCAAGUCUUUUGAUCAAUAUGAUAAUUAUCUUCCUAGUCCAAAUCUUGAACCUCGAAAGAAACCGGUUACACUAUCCCCAUCUACUCCAAGACUUAUAUAUCAAAUACCUGACAAAGAUAUUCGUUCAGAUGUUGAAUUAAUUUUAGCAGCUGUAAAGAAAUAUAAAUUAGCCUUUGCUAUGUCACAGCUCAAAAACGAAAAGAUAAAGUAAAUACCAACGCUUAUGUAAAGAUGUAAAUACUUUUUAUCUCUCAGUAUAUUUUUCUUUCUGUAAGUUAUGUAGUUUAUGAUGUGUGUGUAUAAUAAAAAAAGACUCAAAAUAAAAUGAACAAGUUUAUACAUCAAUUUUUUUUCCUUUUAUAAACAUUAUCUGGUUAACAUUUACGGGUGACUACUGCUCACCAGUCAAUUGUUUAUGAAAACAGCACAAAAUGAACAUUAUUUGAUUUGAAUACUUUUGUUGUGAAUCUGUUUCAUUUUUUGUGUUGCUCGUCAGUCGUUUGACACAUAGCUGCUGUUACUAUUGUGAAUUAUACCCACAACCGAGUAACUACUAUUGAUCAUCGUUCAUUAUUUGCCUAAAAAGACUGUUUAUAGUUGCGCAGGUCAAUCCCAUAUAACUUUUAAAGUGGUCGUAGCUGACAAAGCAACUAAUAGAAAGUUUACCAAAGCUACUUAGUAAGAACUUAAACAAAAUAAAAAUAACAGUACUUACAAAAUACGAUGAAUUCAUUGUACCUCGUCUGUUGUUCAGCUUAUAAGUUUAGGUAUUUCUAACUAUUAACAUUAUGUUGAAUUAGAAAGAGAGUUGUCAAUCAACAACAAAUAAGUUAUUUGCAAUGUAGAAGAAGUUAAAAAUCGAAGUUUUAUCAGGGUUUUCGGUGAUAGUUGUAGAAUAUUCAAGAUGGUUUUAUUAGGAAAUAUGAAGGAAGUUUAGAAAUAAGAAACAUGAUGUGUGAAUUAAAUUCACUAGAUUGUUUGUAUAAAGAACAAAAUCGUGACAGAAUAACAUGAAUCUAAUCAUUUCGUGGGUUCGUAGCUGCUUAAAACCUGAAAACAAUAGUACUACUCAUUAAAAACGAAACAAGUACACAAACUUUAUAUUGGAAAUUGCUUAAAUAAAAUUGUUUAACAUUUAAUACAAUAAUUGUGUAAGAACUAAGAUUUAAUCAAACGUUUGUCUAUUUGCAGUUUCAAUGUAUAAUAUUCGAGAAGAGCAUGAAAACAGAACUUUUUCUAGAAACUCAAGAUUUAUGCUAUAGCUUAUGUAGUAUUUAUAAAGUAUAAAUUAGCUAAGUCUCAGAAGUAAAACAGAGAAUAUUAGGAAUUGUAAUUAAGGUCACGGGAAAGAAUCCUACGUAACAAUCUCAUAAAAACGAUGACAGCAAAGAAAAACAAUGAUGACUGUUUCUUUUUGGACGCAUAAAUUCAGUUUAAAUCGUUUUAUUGCUAAAACACGAAGUUUAGGGAAGAGAUCUCUUUUCAACGAAUUUAUCUUCAAGCUAUACCAUCCUAUAUAUACAUAUAAUUUCAACCCUUUCUGAAGUUUGAUUACAGCACUGUCAUUUUUCUUCCAUUCAUAAGUGACUGAUUUCAAUUCAUAUCUUUCUUUAUUACCAUUAAUCUAAUAUUCGUUGCUUCAUUAUACAAUCAUUUAAUGUUUAUUAACUCAAUGAAUUAUAGU